Molecule: messenger RNA, 414 nt
Organism: Linum tenue
Lineage: Eukaryota; Viridiplantae; Streptophyta; Magnoliopsida; Malpighiales; Linaceae
Source: the annotation of a GenBank genome assembly
AUGGCUCACAAGAAGGGAGCCGGAAGCACCAAGAACGGCCGUGACUCUCCCGGCCAGCGCCUCGGUGUCAAAAUCUUCGGAGACCAGCUCGCCAAGCCCGGAGCUAUCAUCAUCCGCCAGCGCGGGACCAAGGUUCGACUUUCAACUGGCAUUGCAAGUUUUUUAGCUAGGCAAUUUUAUAUGGACGAUCCUGAAUUAUUGGGAUUUGAAAUUGGUUCCAGUUCGGGUGAAUUCGAGUUUAGUACUUUGAAUAUAAAUUUCAUACCUUUUCAUACAACUGAACUCCUCAUGAGCCUUGAGGUUUCGUGUCGUAUUAGAUGUUUUCACGAUCUGGGAGCAAUUAUGUCAAUGUGCAGUGGUAUUGGUUACUAUAUGCAAUGGUAUAGAUUGUUUAUAUUGGUAGUUUUCAAGUAA